Messenger RNA from Otolemur garnettii (small-eared galago), 939 nucleotides. RefSeq names its product olfactory receptor 52E4-like. Bases 1 to 939 code for a protein of 312 amino acids. Gene Ontology annotation, cellular component: membrane. Lineage: Eukaryota; Metazoa; Chordata; Mammalia; Primates; Galagidae. The transcript has a single exon. Gene Ontology annotation, biological process: G protein-coupled receptor signaling pathway. Gene Ontology annotation, molecular function: G protein-coupled receptor activity; olfactory receptor activity. The record is from RefSeq and is a predicted model, not a curated record.
AUGUACACUUCAAAUGACACCAAGUUCCGCCCUUCCUCUUUCCUCCUGCUGGGGGUCCCAGGCCUUGAAGAGAUGCACACUUGGAUCGGGUUUCCUUUUUGCUCUGUGUAUCUGAUUGCCCUUGUGGGCAAUAUCACUAUCUUGUUUGUGAUCAAGACUGAACACAGCCUUCAUCAGCCUAUGUUCUACUUCUUGGCUAUGUUAGCCUCCAUUGAUCUGGGUCUGUGCACAGCCACUAUACCUAAAAUGUUGGGCAUAUUCUGGUUUAAUUUAAGAGGGAUUAGCUUUGGGGGCUGUCUUACCCAGAUGUUUUUCAUUCACAUGUUCACUGCUAUGGAGACUGUUGUGUUGGUGACGAUGGCCUUUGAUCGCUACACUGCCAUCUGCAAUCCUCUACGAUAUAACCUGAUUCUCACCAACAGAACUAUCGGUUUCAUUCUUGCAGUGGUGUUUGGAGUCAAUUUCGUUUUGAUUAUUCCUAUGGUGUUUCUCAUCUUAAGGCUUCCUUUCUGUGGACACUAUAUAAUCCCCCACACAUACUGUGAGCACAUGGGAAUUGCUCGGCUGGCCUGUGCUAAUAUAAAAGUAAACAUGAUAUAUGGAUUAAUUCUUAUAUCAACAGUACUUAUUGAUGUGCUUCUGAUUGCUGUCUCAUAUGUGAAGAUACUCCAAGCUGUCUUCCGCCUUCCUUCUCAGGAAGCCAGACUCAAGGCACUUAACACGUGUGGCUCCCACAUCUGUGUCAUCCUAGCCUUCUUCACUCCAGCUCUCUUCUCCUUCAUGACCCAUCGCUUUGGUAGGAAAGUUCCCGUAUACAUUCACAUUCUCCUGGCCAAUCUGUAUGUUGUAGUUCCACCUGCCCUCAAUCCUGUCAUUUAUGGGGUGAGAACUAAGCAGAUUCGGGAACGAGUUUUAAGCAUCUUCUUGAAAAAAACCUGA